ACACUUAUAACUAUAUAAGGCCCUGUCUACCCGACCAUAUUUCCACAUCCAAAGACUUAAAACUUAUUUGCAAACACAUAUCCAUUCAUACUAAACACCAUGGCCAACUCUUUGGUUUUACUGAUAUUUGGUCUAGUCAUGGCAUUAGGAAGGUUUAGCAGUCAAGCCGAGGCGGCUCGAGCUUUCUUCGUGUUCGGAGAUUCACUUGUUGAUAAUGGAAACAACAAUUACUUGGCCACCACUGCAAGAGCUGACUCUUAUCCUUAUGGCAUUGACUAUCCAACUCGUCGUCCCACCGGCCGUUUCUCAAAUGGCCUUAACAUCCCUGAUUUCAUCAGUCAGCGAAUUGGUUCAGAACCCCUAUUGCCAUACCUGAGCCCGCAGCUGAAUGGACAAAGACUACUUGUUGGUGCUAACUUUGCUUCUGCUGGCAUUGGAAUUCUCAAUGACACUGGGAUUCAGUUUAUAAAUAUAAUAAGGAUGUUCAGGCAAUUGGAAUACUUCCAAGAAUACCAACGAAGGGUCACAGCCCUUAUUGGAGCACAACGAACCAAGCAACUUGUAAAUGGAGCACUAGUUCUUAUCACUGUGGGUGGCAAUGAUUUUGUGAACAACUACUACUUGGUUCCAUUCUCUGCAAGAUCUCGUCAAUACAAUCUUCCAGAUUAUGUCAAGUUUCUCAUAACAGAGUACAGAAAGAUUCUUUUGAGGCUGUAUGAUCUUGGAGCACGUAGAGUUCUGGUAACAGGGACAGGACCACUUGGAUGUGUCCCAGCAGAAUUGGCCAUGAGAAGCAGAAAUGGUGAAUGUGCAGCUGACCUUCAACAAGCCGCUUCAUUGUUUAACCCGCAACUGGUUCAGAUGAUUAGAGGGAUUAACAGUCAAGUUGGUUCAGAUGUCUUCGUUGCUGCUAAUACACAGCUAAUGAGCAAUGAUUUCAUCAGCAAUCCUCGAGCAUUUGGUUUUGUCACAUCAAAGAUAGCAUGCUGUGGGCAAGGACCUUAUAAUGGUCUUGGACUAUGCACGGCAGCAUCAAACCUGUGUCCAAACAGAGACGUUUAUGCGUUUUGGGAUCCAUUUCAUCCAUCGGAGAAAGCAAACGGUAUUAUUGUGCAGCAGAUUCUCACUGGAACUACGGAGUACAUGUACCCAAUGAAUCUCAGCACCAUCAUGGCCUUAGAUUCCAGGAUUUGAGAAAAGGAAAUGAUUGUUGAUUCUCUUUUAGAACCGUGUGAUUUGAAUACCACUACAUACUAAUAUUAAUUUAUAUUAACAUGCCCUGCCCAUAAUAUAAGUAGCACCUGGUUUGUGUGUUGGUAAAAUUGUACGGCAUGUCGUUGUGAUUACUUUGUAUUGGUUAAUGAAUAAACAUUAGCCUGAUUUUUAUUUAAUAAAACUAUCUUAAUCA
Molecule: messenger RNA, 1408 nt
Organism: Ziziphus jujuba (common jujube)
Lineage: Eukaryota; Viridiplantae; Streptophyta; Magnoliopsida; Rosales; Rhamnaceae
Product: GDSL esterase/lipase At5g33370
Exons: 5
Coding region: 100-1194 (364 amino acids)
Molecular function (GO): hydrolase activity, acting on ester bonds
Source: RefSeq, a predicted model, not a curated record